UAUCCAAGAACUAAUGGAAAGAUCCUUCGGACGAAAAAAUUCGGAGACGACAAACGACAAUGCCCAGGUCGGAACCGGCAGCAGACGUCGGCCAGCAUCAUCAGAACAACAACAGCAGCAGCAGCCUCGGUACCGGGGAAUCCGCCGGCGCCCCUGGGGUAAGUUCGCUGCAGAGAUACGUGACCCAUCACGGAACGGGGCCCGUCUCUGGCUAGGGACGUUUGACACUGCAGAGGAAGCAGCGCGCGCCUAUGACCGGGCGGCAUACACUUUCCGGGGGCACUUGGCGAUCCUCAACUUCCCGAACGAUCUCCACUACCUCAACCGGGACUCUUCAUGUUCUUCUAGCAGUUCAGCUUCCUCUUCCUCCUCCUGCAUUGAGUUCGGUGCGCCGAGCUCUUUCCCCACGGGAAAUGGUGCAAACUUUGGGGAUAGGCUCCCUUCUAAUGAUGUGAUCGAGUUCGAGUACCUCGACAACCAGCUGUUAGAGGACCUUCUCAGAGAAUCUGACAGUUAGCUACCUAGGUAGAAUUCUGUGGGGAAGAAAACAUUGUUUCAAUCAUUUCGUUUUCUCUUUGAAGCAUGACAAUAAAACCUACAUAUUUGGUGUCAAGAAACAA
Messenger RNA from Punica granatum (pomegranate), 620 nucleotides. The record is from RefSeq and is a predicted model, not a curated record. NCBI's taxonomy places the organism in Eukaryota, Viridiplantae, Streptophyta, Magnoliopsida, Myrtales, Lythraceae.